GCGGCGGAACGACGCCUCGCCGCCCCCUGAGGAAGGGCCGGGAGCCGCGGCGAAAACCCCUCAUUCCUGGAAGAAUGGUGAAACUGGGGAAUAAUUUCAGCGAGAAGAGCACAAAGCAGCCCCUUCUGGAGGAUGGCUUCGACACCAUCCCCCUGAUCACACCCCUGGACGUCAAUCAGCUCCAGUUCCCGCCUCCCGACAAGGUUGUGGUCAAAACGAAAACAGAGUAUGAACCUGAUCGCAAGAAAGGAAAAUUCCGUACUCCAAAAAUAGCUGAAUUCACAAUCAGCAUCACUGAAGGGGUUUCAGAAAGAUUUAAGGUAACUGUGCUGGUCCUUUUCGCCCUUGCGUUCUUAACUUGUGUUGUAUUUCUGGUAGUCUACAAGGUUUACAAGUACGAUCAUACCUGUCCAGAAGGAUUUGUUUUCAAGAAUAAUCAAUGCAUUCCAGCUGGGUUGGAAAACUACUACUCUGAACAAGACUCCAAUGCUCGAGGGAAAUUUUACACAGUCAUAAACCACUACAAUCUGGCCAAGCAAACCAUCACGCGCUCAGUGUCCCCGUGGAUGACAGUACUGUCAGAAGAGAAACUGUCUGAGCAGGAGACUGAAGCCGCUGAGAAAUCAGCUUAGUGUGAUAAGCUAAUUAUUAACACUAUGUCAUUUGAAGGUAACUAAGGGACUUUAAGAAACUUUUCAUUAAAUAUAAUUAUGGAUAAUUUAGAGGUUACUCAUGUUUAUGGUGCAAUUGCUUCUGUUUGCUGAUACUGCUUUGCAAAAACAAAAAAACAUGCUGCAGAACAUUCAUGGGCAUAAAACAAGAUGCGUAUCAGCAUUGCUUUAGAGCUUUGACACCGUUUUCAAUGUUUAAAAAAAAAAAAACAACAGAUAUGUUCUUGCAGUUUAUUGGAUACUGACAGAUUUCUUCUCUGGAUUUUCAGGGCUGAGACCUUAAAAUGUGUUCUGUUGUCUGAACUGAUAUUUUAUUAAUUUUUUAUUGUUAGUCAUUUUGCAAACCGAAACACCACAGCCAUAACUAGAGUGAUCUCUUGUUUAGCUGAGAGCUGUGCUUAGUGUUUAGUUUUGGCUCAAGCAAAAAUGAUAAUCAGCACUGAUGUCAAGGGCAUAAUGUAAUGACUUGUAUGGAGAAAGGAAAAAAAAAAAAGUGUCAGGUAGCAUUUUUCUUACAUUUUCUUUUCUGUUAUUUAUUUGUAAGUGAUAACGAAGUUCCCUGCGAGAAGGCAUGCUCAAUGUUUUAUUAUUGCUGUCAACAGGAUUUAACUGCAUUUCCACUGUGGCUUUAGCAUCUUGGUAAGGAUGUGCACUGAAACACAAACUAGAUAGACACUAUGGAAAAACACAGACAAUUCUAGUGAUGGAUGUUGAGGAUAGCAUAAGAAUAUACGGUUAAGGAUGUUUGAAAGAGAAGUGACAUCUUUUGAUCGUACUUAAAAGGCAGAAAGCCUAUUCACAGUAGAUGUAGCCCGCUAUGUAACUUGAUGGAUACAGCAGAGGGAGUGAUGUAUCUGAAUUUUCUCUUUUGUUACAUUGACAUUUACCCUUUUUAUAAAUUAGAGCUUUCAGUUCAUGUAUGGUUUGCGGUUUGAUACUUUUUAAACACAAAGCAUCAAAACAGUAGCAUCUUAGUAACACAAGUGGCUGUUGGAAAGCUCCAUGUGAAACUGAGUGAAGAGUAGAACUGUUUAUGUAUGGCUUGGGAUGGACAAAGAUGUAGAAGAACAUAGUAUUGUGGAUGCACGUUCAAGUUCCAUUGUAAUUACAAACUUAACUAUUCUUUGUGUGAAACCAUGUUUUCAUUUUUAUUAUAAAUCUUAAAUGUAUUACAAAAAAGGCAUCAUUAAUUUAACAGACAAGGGUGUGAAGUAUGUGGGUAAGCAGAUACCCUUUCUUUUUCAUUUUAUUAAAUGCAACAGCUUCUAGUGGACAUGUCAAGAAGUUCCCUUGGUAGAGACUACACAAAAAUGAAGGAAAAACAUCAGGAUGCAGAGUAGAACAUUGUCAGCUCUGCUUUUAUUUUUCUCCGGUAGAAUCACAUUAUCAACAGCCUUUCUUUCAGCAGUACAGUAAAAAGAACCAUUAUUACUUAAUUUGAUAUGAAGUAUGAAUUACACAGUAGUACUCAUAAAGGGAUUUUUAAGUAAUUGUAGGUGGAAUGCUUAAAAGCAUUAAGUUAUGUGCCAAAUGUUACCUUGCAUUUAAAAACUACAGACUUAUGUUCAGAUUUUCAAAAUUACCCCAGUUGCAUUUUCUAGUAGGCUUAUAUUUCAUUGAAUGUAACUUUUGACAUUUUCACUCUGUAAAGAAUGAUUUUCUCGUUGCAUAUGCCUGUAAGUUGGAUAUGCAUGUCAGAAGAGAGUUAACAAAACAGUUGUUGAUCACCACAGUUACAGAAGCCAUUCAGAUGUUACAAGAGGGAAAGUUUUCUUCCCCAGGACUGUCCUACAUAGAAAUGAUCCACAGUACAUCCUCCUCCUUUAAAAUUUAGCACACUAAGAACAGCUUUAAUGCAUAAGUAAGUACUGAUAAGAAACCUUACUUCUCUCAUGACAACAAACAUCACAAAACAUGGAGCUGUACAAUCUAAGAGACAGUGACUGCUCUGCAUUCAAGAGCCAAAGGAGUUUUUCCUCUGAUUUAACAGGAUGAAGUUUACUGAUUCUUAUCUACAGUUGGUUUGGGGACUUUCUUUAGUUAACAAAUUGCUCCCAAGUUCAGUACUUUGAAGGGUUUGGCUUUAAUAUUGUCUAUCCUUUGGCUUUGUUCCAGCACUCAGACCAUCUGUUUUCUGCAGUCUGGUUGGCUGCAUUGCUUUUUCUCUUCACACCCCACAGUAAAGCUCUGUAGCUGAUUUUUAAAAUUAUUAUUAAAUCAACAUGACAAAACAGUUUCCAAGGAUUAGAAGCAGAGGUCAUAAUACACCUGCAAAAUGAUCACUGUGUAUUGAAGUAGUAUGAUUAAAUAAAAGCCUGAGACAGU
This is a messenger RNA of Centrocercus urophasianus (Greater sage-grouse), 2996 nucleotides long. RefSeq names its product neuronal vesicle trafficking associated 1 (gene NSG1). The record is from RefSeq and is a predicted model, not a curated record. Gene Ontology annotation, cellular component: endosome; membrane. NCBI's taxonomy places the organism in Eukaryota, Metazoa, Chordata, Aves, Galliformes, Phasianidae. The coding region runs from base 75 to 632 and encodes 185 amino acids. Gene Ontology annotation, biological process: clathrin coat assembly; endosomal transport; G protein-coupled dopamine receptor signaling pathway. The transcript is spliced from 5 exons. Gene Ontology annotation, molecular function: clathrin light chain binding.